GGCUGAACUGAUGUGACAUCAACUUUGUUUAUCUGUGUUUAAAAUCCAACACAGUGUGAAAGGGAACUUUAAAGAAUCUUUAAGAAAUUGAGAAAUUACUGAAGGAACAACAAUUACAGAGUAUGGACAGAUUAUGUAAUAAGGGAUGAUCUGGGUGGACAAGGAAUUUAGCAAGGAUUUAAUCAUACAUACCUGUACACCAAAUCUUUAAGAAGGCAAUGUGAAUAUUAAGGAUAUAACUUCACCUUCAGAAGGGAAAUAACUUUAGAUAGCAGACCUUCGGUGGAUUUGUAUUUGUAACUCUAUUCCACAUGAGUGAUGACAAAGAACAGACAGAAGCUGAGAAAGAGGAGGGUGGAGAAGAGAAUGGCCAGAUCACACAGGAAACACUGGACAAUGCAAACCAGGAAUCCCUGGAGAGCACACGUCGGAUGCUUAAUAUGUGUGAAGAGUCACAAGAUGUUGGAAUUAAAACCAUCGUAAUGUUGGAUCAACAAGGGGAACAAUUGGACCGAAUUGAAGAGGGUAUGGACCAAAUCAACCAGGACAUGAGAGAUGCUGAGAAAAACCUGGAGGGACUGGAAAAGUGUUGUGGGCUCUGUGUGUUACCAUGGAAACGGGCAAAGAACUUUGAGAAAGGAGGAGACUAUGACAAAACAUGGAAGGCAUCAGAGGAUGGGAAGGUGAACACGAAUGGUCCAAGGGUGAUAGUAGGUGAAACCGCUGGGCCACAGGGACCAAUCAUCACUAGAAUUACCAAUGAUGCUCGUGAGGAUGAAAUGGAGGAAAACUUGACACAAGUCAGUGGCAUGCUGGGUAAUCUUCGAAACAUGGCUAUUGACAUGGGCAGUGAGAUAGAAUCCCAAAACAGACAAAUCGACCGCAUUAACAAUAAGACCCAGUCUAACGAGUCCCGGAUUCAGGGAGCGAACCAGAGAGCCAGAAAGAUACUGAAAGAUAACUAACUGUUGAUAUUGCAUUCCUUUUUAUUAAACUAUUAUAGAUUUAUCAUUAUUUUCUCUUACUGCAAUACAUGUAUCUACUUAACACCUCAUUAUUUUUAUGUUACCUCAUGUAGAUGCAUAGCAGAAUGUGUACAUUCUCAGUCAUGUAUGACAUUUCAUCAUUAAAUGCAGAAAAGGUGUGAUGCAGAAUUUACAAACGAAUUGAAAUCUGUCCUUGGCAUGGAUUUGUGAUAAGUGUUGGUUGUGUUUCGUUCUGUACCUAGUGGAGACACAGUAUUGUUGAUAGAGUUGGUUGUGUUUACUUCUGUACCUAGUGGAGACACAAUUGUUGGUAGAGUUGGUUGUGUUUGGUUCUGUGCCCAGUAGAGAGACAAUUUUCAGUUGAAAAAUGGAUCUACAUAGAAGAAAUUUCAAAGCUUUGCAUCCAAAUUAAGAAUAAAUCUAAGAAAAAUUAAGAUAUACAUUAAGCAGAUUUUGCAUUAGUGUCAUGAACAGUAAACAAAUGAAUUCCAUAUAAGUACAGGUAAUGUUAUAAUGUUUGUGACAUUUAUUAUUAAAGAAAGAAAAGCAUACAUGUAGAUCCAUAUUUGUUGUGUAUUAUGUUUCCUUAGUGUUUCAAGUUCAUUUGAUUCCUUGAGAAGGAAGGGAGUAGUAUUUGAUUAUAUUCACCUGCAAGGAUUUCUGUCAACAAUGGUGAAAGUCAAAAUGAGCAGUUCAAGUAAAUCUACGUUUUGUGUUAAUUUUCUCUUCUGAAUUUAAAAUGAUUGGGUCUUUGGUGAAUAUAACAAGUACUUCCUUUUCUUUCUGUUUGAAAUUAUUUCUUGUUGUUAUUAUUUUUUAAGCAGAGUUAACCUGUAAUGUCUUCUUUAGAAAAAACUUAUUGAAUAGCACUUUUAAAACCAGCAGAAAAUAAAGCAUAUUAAGACUUGUUUUCAUUGUGAUGAAGAUUAUUUAAUAGAACAUUCUACAGAAGUCAUUCCAGAAAACAUGCAUUAACUAUAUUUAGCAUGCCUGUUUUGUUUAUUUACAAAAAGAAUCAGACAUUUUAAGCGUAAAAAAAAAAAAAAAAAACUACUCAGAAGUUGCCUAACAAUAGCUAUACUUAUCUGGUGUCUGAGACUUUUUGAGUUAGAUUGUUGUUGUUGAUUUUCUUUUUUUUAAGCAUGCAUUUUAUUCUGUUUUUUGCA
Saccostrea cuccullata (small rock oyster) is the source of this 2152-nucleotide messenger RNA. RefSeq names its product synaptosomal-associated protein 25-like. The coding region runs from base 312 to 965 and encodes 217 amino acids. Lineage: Eukaryota; Metazoa; Mollusca; Bivalvia; Ostreida; Ostreidae. The record is from RefSeq and is a predicted model, not a curated record. The transcript has 7 exons. Gene Ontology annotation, cellular component: SNARE complex; plasma membrane. Gene Ontology annotation, molecular function: SNAP receptor activity; syntaxin binding. Gene Ontology annotation, biological process: synaptic vesicle priming; synaptic vesicle fusion to presynaptic active zone membrane; exocytosis.